CUUAAGGUUGGUUUAUAAUAGCCGUAACCGUUAACUUAGGCCGGUGCCGUAGAGGCCGUUACCGUAAUCUGUAAAAGGGGCGUUUAUAAUAGUUCAGUCGGGGGCGUUUAUAAUAGUUACGGUCGCAGUCACACCGUAAAACGCAUAACCCUGUAAAAGUUAUAUUUUUUUAUAUAAAUAAAUUUAAAUUAAAAUAAUGGAUUUGUCGAACAUAAAAACAAUGGAUUUAUCUGAAAUUAUUGUGUGUGGAAUGUUUUUAUCAAUUCUGGGGCUGGCAUACACUGCAUAUGAAGACGCACCGUUGGUUAAAAAAAUAAGGAGAAAACGCCGUUGGAGUGUACGCCCAAUUAAUCAAAAAAGGAAGGACACAGGACAUUUUCAUAAUUUAUUUAAAGACAUGGCGACAGUAGAUAAUGAACAAUUUAUUAAAUAUACAAGAAUGUCGCAGACCAAUUUCUACAAAUUGUUAGGACUUAUACGACACAAAUUAAUAAAGUGGAGCAGACGUGAGCCUAUAAGUCCGGAACAUAGGCUAGUUAUUACAUUAUUCUAUUUGUCUCAAGGCUGCAGUAUGCAAGUAGUUGCAUGGUCCUUUUUGAUUGGAAAAACUACUGUAUCUGUAAUAGUCAAGGAAACUUGUGAAGUAAUAUGGAAUGUUCUUAGUUCCAUAUAUUGCAAACAACCAACAGUCGAAGAAUGGAAAAAGAAAGCGGACGAAUUUUACAGACAAUGGAAUCUCCCUAACUGUUGCGGUGCAAUCGAUGGGAAACAUAUAACAAUUCAGGCACCCAAAAAAUCAGGAACUGCUUUUUUUAAUUAUAAAAAAACAUUCAGCAUCGUCCUCAUGGCUGUUUGUGAUGCUGACUACAUAUUCACACUUGUAGACAUUGGAGCAUAUGGCUCGCAAAGUGAUGGUGGAGUAUUCUUGGAGUCAGUCUUCGGCCGAGGAUUGGAAUCCGGUAAGAUAAAGUUACCAGCAAACACACCAUUACCGAACACAGAUAUAGAUUUUCCAUACUAUUUUGUUGGAGAUGAGGCUUUUCCUCUAAAACCAUAUAUUCUAAGACCUUAUCCAGGAAAGAAUUUAAAUCAAGAAAAACAAAUCUUCAAUUACCGAUUAUCAAGAGCAAGGAGAACAAUAGAAAAUUCAUUUGGCAUUUUAGCAUCGAGGUGGAGAAUCUUGCGAAAUAAUAUCAUUGGCGAAGUUGAUAAUAUAGAAAGGAUUACCGCUGCCACAAUAUGUUUACAUAAUUUUCUGCGCAUUUCUGAAAAAGAUGCCGAACAGCUAGUGUAUUGCCCUUCAAAUUUUUCUGACACUGCUCAAGGAAAUGGUCAUAUUACAGAAGGCUUAUUUCGAAAAGAACAAAUUGAUAAUAGUUUUCAAAGAAUAGGACGCAUGGGUGCGAAUAAUCCAUCAAGAUCAAUGAUUGCUCUACGUGACAGAAUGGCACAUUAUCUUUCGCAUGAAGGAGCAGUUCCUUGGCAGUGGGCACAUAUUUCAAGAGGAUCCAGACCGGAGUGACAUCGAUAAAGACGAGAGCACGAAACUAAUGAAUAAAAAUUAUACUUAGAUUAGCAAAUAAAAAUUGUACAAAACAA
This is a messenger RNA of Monomorium pharaonis (pharaoh ant), 1599 nucleotides long. RefSeq names its product protein ALP1-like. The transcript has 2 exons. Bases 197 to 1522 code for a protein of 441 amino acids. The record is from RefSeq and is a predicted model, not a curated record. NCBI's taxonomy places the organism in Eukaryota, Metazoa, Arthropoda, Insecta, Hymenoptera, Formicidae.